AUGUCCACGUUAACAACAAUACCUAAAUCUACAUCAACAACAAUACCCAAUGAAACAGUUGAAAUCGAUGUAAACGCAGUCGAAACAAAUGCUGCUCGUCUCGUAUGUUUAAUUAAACCAAGAUGGGCAUUAAAAAAAUAUAUUUUUAAAAAAUUUACUGAUGAUAAUCAUUUUAUUUGUUAUGCAAUUUCUUUAAAAAAUAAUGAAGAUGAUCAAAGUAGUGUUAUUAUUAGAGUUAAUCCAACUAAUGCAGAUGUAUAUACUGAUUAUCAAGAACAAUUUCGUCUAUUAAAUCAUUUUAUUCAAAAUAAAACAGCAGCACCGAUUUUAUUAAAAUUUACAAAUGGAUACAUAUCGAGUUAUAUCGAAGGAAAAACAUUGGAUAUUAAAGAAAAAGAAACGCAUGAAUUAAUCGCUCGAAAAAUAGCUGAACUACAUUUAAUACCAAAUAAAUUUCAAGGACCAGAUUUCGUCGAUAAACUUAAACAUUUGAUUAAUUUAUAUACUGAUAAAAGUAAAAAUUUACGAACUCGUCUUGUUAAAAUUCAAAAAGAAAAAGAAAAAUCUGGUUAUUAUAAUAAAAAUUUUUUAAAUUCAUUUAAAUCCGUUAUUGGUUUCAAUACAACACCAAUAUUUCCACUUACAAUGGCACAACUUCAAUUACAAUUAAAAGAUAUUUCUUGGACUGAACUUUCAAAUGAUAUUGAUUGUAUUCGAACAAUUUUUGAAAAAAAUUGGUCUUCAUUUGAUAUCCCGAUUGUAUUAGGUCUCAAUAAUAUGAGAAUAAAUAAUUUCUUAUUUGAUUCAAAAACAAAAGAAGUAUCAAUUAUAGAUUUUGAUCAUUGUUCACAAAAUUAUUGUCUUAUUGAUAUUGUACAAUAUUUUCUUGAAUUAGCAAGUGAAGAUUUUGAACGAAAAUAUCCUUCACGUCAAAUACAAAAACAAUUUCUUCGUGAAUAUUUAAAAAAUACGACAUUAAAUCUAUCGAGUAUUAUAUAUGAUCAUCUUAAACCAUCCGAUCUUGAAUUAGAUCAAUUAUGUGAUUUAUGUGGAUUACUUAUUGCACCUGUUCAUCUUUAUUGGGCACUAUGGGCAUUUUUACAAGCAUUACUUACGAAACCUCGAUCAACAUUUGAUUAUGUUAAAUAUGGUCGAAUUCGACUUGCACAAUAUUAUCUACAUAAAAAUAAAUUUUUUCUUCCAUUAAAUCAUGCGCAAAAAGAUAAACCGAAAUUUUAA
This is a messenger RNA of Adineta steineri, 1239 nucleotides long. NCBI's taxonomy places the organism in Eukaryota, Metazoa, Rotifera, Eurotatoria, Adinetida, Adinetidae. The record is from the annotation of a GenBank genome assembly.